AUGCCUGCAACGCCAGCCGCUCGCUCACGAUCCACGCCCGCCGCUCGCGACGCCGCAUCGCCCGCCAGCCGCACGCGUUGCCCGCCCCGCCCGUGUUGCCGCUUCGCAUCCGUCGCGCCCGCGUUGACCGCCUGCCAGUCAGCCCGCAACGCCGUGCUUCCUAGCUUCGCUCCCGCGCCGCUCUUCGCUAGCUGCCGCCCCCGCGCUGCUCUGCUUUCCCAGGCCCACGCCGCCGCUGUCUUGCUACGCUUCUGCAUGCGCGUCCCGAAGCCGCCGCUGCCCGUGCAUCCCGCGCCCCUGCAGCCGCUCCGCACCUUUUCCAUCGCGCGCCGUAGCCGCUCCCCGCCGCCGCCGUCGCGCAGCGCCUCCCCGCGCACGCCGCCGCCGCUCCCCACCGCCGCCGCGCCGUGCCUCCCCGCGCGCGCCGUCGCCGCCGUCCAUGGACUCUCCAGGCUACUUCACCAUCAACGGUGGAACCGCUCCACCGACCGCGCCGAUCCAGCCGCGUCCUCCCGCACCCACCGGGGAGUUAACACUGCAUAUCUAUUGCUUUACGUCGACGACAUCAUCCUCACGACGUUCGCCCCCGACCUCCUUCAGUGGCUGACUGCUCGUCUUCGUGAUGAGUUCGCCCUCAAGGACUUGGGGUCCCUGCACUACUUCCUCGGCAUUAAGGUGGUCCGACGGACUGACGGCUUCUUUCUGCAUCAGCAGAAGUACGCCCACGAGCUCCUGGAGCGUGCCGGUAUGCUAAACUGCAAGCCGGCGCCCACCCCCGUCGACACGAAGGUGAAGGUCUAUGCUGUCGAGGGGUCUCUUGCAUCCGCUGGAGCGUUUUAUCGCUCUAUUGUCGGUGCUUUACAGUACCUGACGCUGACUCGCCCCGACCUGCAGUACGCUGUCCAGCAGGUGUGCCUCCAUAUGCACGCCCCGCGUGACUCUCACUGGACUCUGGUGAAGCGUAUUCUCCAUUACAUACGCGGCACCGUGUCUUUGGGACACACCCUGACGGCCUCCGCCUCCACUGACCUUGUGGCCUACUCGGAUACCGACUGGGCUGGCUGCUCCGACACGCGACGCUCUACGUCAGGCUACUGCGUCUACCUUGGGCCCUUGUUGAUCUCUUGGCCAUCAAAGCGGCAGCCCACGGUCUCCCGCUCCAGCGCCGAGGCAGAGUAUCGCGUCGUGGCUAAUGCCAUGUCCGAGUGCUCUUGGAUACGUCAGCUGCUCUAG
Messenger RNA from Aegilops tauschii subsp. strangulata, 1233 nucleotides. Lineage: Eukaryota; Viridiplantae; Streptophyta; Magnoliopsida; Poales; Poaceae. The record is from RefSeq and is a predicted model, not a curated record.